AUGGCCACCUUUGUGGGACUCAGUAACAAAGCCAAGAUGCCCAUCGUGGGCCUGGGCACCUGGAAGUCUCCCCCAAGCAAAGUCAAGGAAGCUGUGAAGGCCGCCAUCGAUGCUGGAUACCGCCACAUUGACUGUGCCUAUCUGUACGAGAACGAGAGUGGAGUGGGAGAAGGGAUUAGAGAGAAGCUCCAGGAGAAGGCCGUGAAUCGGGAAGACCUCUUCAUUGUCAGCAAGCUGUGGCCCACCUUCUUUGAGAAAAGCCUGGUGAAGAAAGCCUUUCAGAAAACCCUCACCGAUCUGAAACUGGACUAUCUGGACCUGUAUCUAGUUCACUGGCCACAGGGAUUUCAGCCUGGGAAGGAGUUUUUCCCCACUGAUGAUAAAGGCAACAUUCUCACCAGUAAACACACAUUCCUGGAUGCUUGGGAGGUCAUGGAGGAACUGGUGGACCAGGGACUAGUGAAAGCCCUGGGCAUCUCCAACUUCAACCACUUACAGAUUGAAAGGCUUCUGAACAAGCCUGGACUCAAACAUAAGCCAGUGACCAACCAGAUCGAAUGUCACCCAUACCUCACUCAGGAAAAACUGAUUGAGUACUGUCAUUCCAAGGGUAUCACUGUCACAGCCUACUGUCCUCUGGGCUCUCCAGCUAGGCCUUGGGCCAAGCCAGAGGACCCUUCACUCCUAGAGGACCCCCAAAUUAAGGAGAUAGCUGCAAAGCACAAGAAAACCCCAGCCCAGGUUCUGAUUCGCUUCCACAUCCAGAGGAAUGUGGCUGUCAUCCCCAAGUCUGUGACACCAGAACGUAUACAUGAGAACUUUCAGGUCUUUGACUUCAAGUUGAGUAAUGAAGAGAUGGCCACCCUUCUCAGCUUCAACAGAAACUGGAGGGUCUGUUCCUUGCCUGUAACAAUUAAUGCGGAGGACUACCCUUUCCAUGUGAACUUCUGAAGCGCCAUCGCCUGAUGAGAGUGUCUCAUGGGUUCUCUCUUUGCUGGUGUGCAAAGUCCUCCUGAGAUGUA
Molecule: messenger RNA, 1022 nt
Organism: Cricetulus griseus (Chinese hamster)
Lineage: Eukaryota; Metazoa; Chordata; Mammalia; Rodentia; Cricetidae
Source: RefSeq, a predicted model, not a curated record